This is a messenger RNA of Toxotes jaculatrix (banded archerfish), 1590 nucleotides long. It is a transcript of the gene uchl1, whose product is annotated as ubiquitin carboxyl-terminal esterase L1 (ubiquitin thiolesterase). The record is from RefSeq and is a predicted model, not a curated record. The coding region runs from base 95 to 757 and encodes 220 amino acids. Gene Ontology annotation, cellular component: cytoplasm. NCBI's taxonomy places the organism in Eukaryota, Metazoa, Chordata, Actinopteri, Toxotidae. Gene Ontology annotation, biological process: ubiquitin-dependent protein catabolic process; protein deubiquitination. The transcript is spliced from 9 exons. Gene Ontology annotation, molecular function: cysteine-type deubiquitinase activity.
GUGCGGGCACGCUCUGCAACUUCAACUGACAGCUGCAAGAACCGAAGAGCUAGAAGACUUUUAGCUCGUGGAAUCACACCGAAGCAUUGCAAAAAUGGAGUGGACCGCGAUGGAGAUUAAUCCCGAGAUGCUGAACAAGAUGAUGAGCAAGCUAGGGGUGGGUGAAAGCUGGCGCUUCGUGGAUGUGCUGGGGCUGGAGGAUGAGCAACUCUCCGCCGUCCCAAAACCAUGCUGUGCCCUGAUGCUGCUCUUCCCACUGACACAACAGCAUGAGUCUUUCAGACAGAAGCAGGCUGACAAGGUGGCAGAAGACUCAGAUGUUUAUUUCCUGAAGCAGACAGUAGUCAAUUCCUGUGGCACCAUCGCCCUGCUGCAUGCUGUGGGCAACAACAAAAGCAAAUUGACUUUUGAUAAUGACUCUACCUUGAAGAAAUUUCUAGAUGAGACUGAAAACAUGUCUGCUGAAGACCGUGCCAAACGUCUGGAGAAUAACAAGGCAAUCUGUGAGGCUCACAAUGAGGUCGCAGUGCAGGGCCAGUGCAGGCCAGAAGCUGACAAAGUCAACUUCCACUUUAUUGCCUUUGUGAAUGUAAAUGGACAGCUUUAUGAAUUUGAUGGGAAAAUGAAUGGACCAGUGAAGCACGGAGCUACCAGUGAUGACUCCUUCAUAACGGAUGCUUCCAAAGUAUGCCAUGGAUUUAUGGAAAGAGAGCAAGGUGAAGUCCGUUUCUCUGCAGUGGCUCUUUGUCAUGGUUAGAUAUUUGGUCGGAAACGGAACCAAAUUGUAAACCAAACUGUAUUGGAGCAUUCACAUGGCACACGCAAUCAGCAGGCAUCCAGAAUGACCUGUGUACACAUACAUCUGCAGACACUAUGCACUAUAAAGCACAUAUUGUUUCCACAUAUUGUACUCUCAUCUCAUGAACAAAGCAUUCUUUAGCAUUAGCACAUGUACACAUAAACACAAUCAAAACCUUUUGUUCUGCAAACACUGAUAGAAGCUUAUCCAAACCCUUUUCUGUGAUAUAAUUUAGCAGUGAAAAUUGUAAAACAUGAGGUCAGAUCUCACCACUACUGUGUGCAUAUGAGUAUUUAUCUUUUUUUGCAGCUUUUUGUAUGUAGUCACUGGUGCAUCUGUGUCAAACUCAAAAGCCUGACGCUUAACUACCUUUUGUGCCAAUAAGUGAGAAGGAAUAGGCAGAAAAGUUGUUUUGAGAAACUUUUUGCCAGUUUGUUCAAAUGCCUUUUGUUGCUGUGUGGUUGAGCCUGUAAGAAUCUGACAUUCCUCAGAAGAGCCCAAAUGUAUCCGUAGGAAUAAUUUAACCAUUGUUCAGAGCAUGCACGCAACCUUUUGAGUCGUGUUCUUGGUUGUACAGAAGUACAGAAUCAAAGUGAUACUGGUGAACUACAGUUAUUUUUCUUUAUUUAGGCCACUGCCAUUUUCAGAAAUGGAUCUAUUCAACUGAUUUAUGUUUGUACUUUAUUUGAAAAUGUUUUUUCAGUUGACAAUCCAAAAAUGCACAAACAGUUAAAAAAAAAAGCAAAACAUUACUUAGAUAGGGACCAUCCAAAUAAAGUGCUACUGUGUGU